This is a messenger RNA of Chara braunii, 1385 nucleotides long. The record is from the annotation of a GenBank genome assembly. NCBI's taxonomy places the organism in Eukaryota, Viridiplantae, Streptophyta, Charophyceae, Charales, Characeae.
UCUGCGCGGGCCCCUACUCUCUCCUACCGUAUYAAGGAUAAUAGUGCGCCGCUAUUGAGCGAAGAGAAGUGGGACGCGUGGCGGGAGGACUACAUUGAGCUCUCUUUUUGUCUAUUGGAGAUAAAGUUUCGCUGGUCAGAAGCGGCCCCGUUCAGAGAAGGACCAGAGCACCCAGAGGACAACGUGGAGCUUCUGAUCAUCCAAGCCUGGAGAACGGCGGAGCAGGGCGUUCUGCUGGGAUUCGUAUUCAGGAAGGUGCAGGAGGGCAAUCUCACCUUAAUCACAGACGAGUUGCUGGUGUUUCUGACUCAGCUGGUGGAUGAUCUGCCCCUGGACAUCUUGUCACGCAGUGACGAGGAGCCUAACACCCACGUGCUGUCUCCAACGCUCCAGCCGCACCUUGUGUGGUCCACGUGUACGGAGAUUAACGAGGACAACUGUCUCUAUCCCUCCCAGGCGCUUUACUUGGAGAUCGACGUUACCGAUCUCAUGUUUUGGGACCCGAUCGCGAGGAGAAACGCGGCGCAGGACGAGGAKAUAGGGGCUGCAGAGGAAGAGGAGGAAGAAGAGGAGCCAUCGAGUGAAGAACGGGACGAUCUAGACUACGUCCCGGAAAGAGAAACGGGGAUAGCUAGCGGAUCGAGCCAGCCGCAUAAAAAAAACGAAGAGGAGGAAGAGCAGAGGAAGCGGAAGCGCCAGGAGACCACGGAGGGAAAGCGACCCACGACAAACGUUUCUCCUAUCGAUCCAUCGAUCAGGGAUCCGUGGCAUGAUCCGGCGCCGCCAGAAGAAGAAGACGAUGGAACCGCAGCAGAGGGAUCGUCACGCUGCAACGAGAGGUCGGGGACGGACACACUAACCCGGACGCUGGCGCCACACCUAUUAUGGUCCACAUGUACGGACUUGGAUGAGGAUAACUGCGUCUAUCCUUCCACGGGCCUCUAUCUCAUGAUCAACAUUACCGAUCUCACCCUAUGGGAUCCGAUCAUCCAGAGGGUGGACUUAUGCAGGCCGACGAACGUGGAAAGAGAAGAGGAGGAGAGAGAGGAAUCGCGUGAAGAAGAAGACGAUAGCGCGGAGGAGGAAAGAUCUGACGACCCCGAUUACCGCGACUCAGAGGAAGAAGGGUCGGAGGAAGCCGAGCCGGAGGAAGGUGGAUCGGACGAAUCACCUGGCCCUCCCAAGUUGAGCACGAAGGAGGACGAGAUCACAAAGCGGAAGAGAAAGGAAAGGGCAGAGGGGAAGCGACCGAUUGAAGAAUCAAGAGGGUCGGUGACGCAAGACGAUCCGGCGUGCAAUCCGUAGCCGCCACAKGAGGAGUCGAAAGGAAAUGGAGUCCCCACCACAGAGGGAUCUAGACGUCGCCACCGUCAAAGAGACCAAUC